CAUUCGAUCUCCACUUCAACAAUGGGCCAAAGCCAAAUGCCUUAGGUGAACAGAAAUAAUAGGCAAACAAGGGGUCAAGGAUCCUCACAAUGAAAAGAAGCAGAAACUUGAAAACUGUCUAAAUCUGGGGUUGAAAGAAGGCAGUGAGUUUGGAAGGUGGAGGAGACCUUGGCACCAUUAUUCAAGUCCUGGUGUAAUCAUAUUUUGAACUCAAGACCAUGUAAGUAAGAAGUUAGAUAUGAAGAAAACUGCUUCUGUAAUGGGAGCUGUGUCUUGAAUGCCCCUUUAUGUUUAAGCAUCCCUCACACUGCAGUUAAGGUCUUUCUACUAUAUAAGAAUCCAAGACAAUGAGAAGCAUCACCAGCUACCUUUCUUACACAUUAGCAAAGGGUAUAAAUGUGACCUCAGUUUUGUUAUGAUAUUAACUGGACUGUGUUUUCACCUCCCAUUUUUUUGUAAAAUUGUAAGUGUAUCAUAGUAAUCAGUACUCAAAAGUAGCAUCUGGACUACCACAAAUUUGAAUAAAGGGUCAUCUUAUUUCCAUAUGUAUACCUCCUGUUUCAUAAAUCUUUGAAAAAAUUGCCUUUGAUAUCCACAAUGCAGAGCCCAGUGGGCUGCUACUCAUUCUUUGGUUCAGCCAACUCUAAUAUCUCUUAUCUGUCUAUCUGUCUGUCUGUUUCUAUCUUUCUCUGUGUCUAUCUCUUCUUUGUGUCUGUCUGUUUUUUAGUCUGUGUCUUUUUCUCUCUCUGGAGUGUACAGGUCUUUGUUAAAAAAAACUUUUUGAUUAUACUUUUGGCAAAUCACCUGAAUUGUUUCUUUUGUGAAUACAAGAACUGAGGGAAAGCCUUCACCAAGGUGUUGUCUACUGAUUCCACUGCUUUGCUCGGAGUGCUAAACUCCUAUUACCCAAGUUUUGCUAUCUCUUCAUCCCCUCUGUUCAAUGUUGCUGCUAGAGCAUGGGAGUUUAUUAUUCUUUUUUAGUCAGUCUGAAAAUCAUCAAUAGUUUUAGGGAUGUGGAAAAUGUGGAGAACUAUGCCAUCUCAGAAGGCAUCCAGUAGAGUGCUAGUUUUACAUUAUUACUGGUAAAAUGAUCUCCUGUGGUGGGCGGUGGUGUGGAUUCUGAAUAGGGGUGAUGUAAGAUGGAGCUACAUCUGAGAAAUGGCUGUUGUUGAAAUUUUUCAGGUGCAGACAGAAUGGAAGACGACUACUCCAUCCCUCUGAAUGGAUCAGAAGUGGUGGUCUAUGAUUCUCUCACAUCCAGAGUUCUGUGGAUCUUCUCAAUGGUGGUCAUCUCCAUCACUUUUUUCCUCGGGUUGCUGGGCAAUGGGCUUGUGAUCUGGGUAGCUGGAUUUCGGAUGGCACACAGGGUCACCACUAUCUUUUAUCUGAACCUGGCUUUGGCUGACUUCUGUUUCACGGCUAUUCUACCAUUCCUUAUCACCUCAUUGGCCAUGAAAGCAAAAUGGCCUUUUGGUUGGUUCAUGUGUAAAUUUGUUCACAUUGUGGUGAUAAACCUAUUUGGAAGUGUCUUCCUGAUUGCUCUCAUUGCCUUGGAUCGCUGUAUUUGUGUCCUACAUCCAGUCUGGGCUCAGAAUCACCGCACUGUGAGCCUGGCUAGAAAGGUAAUCAUCAGACCCUGGAUUCUUGCCCUCAUCCUCACAUUGCCCAUUUUCCUCUUCUUGACUACGGUUAGAAUUCCAGGAGGGCAUAUGUACUGUACAUUCAGCUUUGCGUCCUGGGGUGACACUGAAUGGGAACGGGUGAAUGCAGCUAUCACUAUGCUAACAGUCACAGGAAUCAUCAGGUUCAUUAUUGGCUUCAUCAUGCCCAUGUCCAUCGUUGCCAUCUGUUAUGGACUCAUCGCCGCCAAGAUCCAUAGAAGAGCCCUUGUUAAUUCCAGCCGUCCUUUACGCGUCCUUACUGCAGUUUUGGCUUCCUUCUUUAUCUGUUGGUUUCCCUUUCAACUUGUGGCCCUUUUAGGCACAGUCUGGCUCAAAGAGUUACUUUUUAGUGGUGGUUAUAAAAUUCUUNUCUUUGUGUCUGUCUGUGCAGACAGAAUGGAAGNACUGGAGAGAGCCCUGAGUGAGGACACUGCCGAGAUCAGUGGUACAGGCACCAAUAUUGCUUCAGCUUCUCAAGGCAUCGAGAUAAAGGCCAUAUGA
Molecule: messenger RNA, 2162 nt
Organism: Alexandromys fortis (reed vole)
Lineage: Eukaryota; Metazoa; Chordata; Mammalia; Rodentia; Cricetidae
Product: formyl peptide receptor 2-like
Biological process (GO): phospholipase C-activating G protein-coupled receptor signaling pathway; inflammatory response; complement receptor mediated signaling pathway
Cellular component (GO): plasma membrane
Molecular function (GO): complement receptor activity; N-formyl peptide receptor activity
Source: RefSeq, a predicted model, not a curated record